AUGGCCAGAUUCACUCAGACUGAAACAAGACGACAGCAACAGCCAGAGCAGCCCCAUCCCGUUCACACCAGCCUGGUUUUCACUGGACCGGGGGCAUCACCAACCCAACAUCCACUACUACUGAUUCCGCACCAGCACCAGUACUCUCAGAUCACAUUUCCAAAACCCAUGAACGGGUCAGAAUCCAUUUCCAUUCAUCCGGACAGCGGCAACAUGAAAGACCAAGAUGCCAUAAAGCUGUUUAUCGGGCAGAUACCGCGGAACCUAGAGGAAAAAGACCUGAAACCUCUAUUCGAACAGUUUGGGAAAAUCCACGAAUUGACAGUUCUGAAGGACCGAUACACCGGGAUGCACAAAGGCUGCGCCUUCCUCACCUACUGUGCCCGGGAGUCAGCGAUCAAAGCGCAGAACGCCCUCCACGAACAGAAAACACUGCCAGGGAUGACUCGGCCCAUCCAGGUGAAGCCAGCCGACAGCGAGAGCCGUGGAGAAGACAGGAAGCUCUUUGUGGGGAUGCUGAACAAACAGCAGACUGAGGAGGACGUGUACCGCCUAUUUGAGCCCUACGGAGUGAUUGAGGAAUGCACCGUGCUAAGAGGUCCGGACGGAAACAGUAAAGGCUGUGCCUUUGUAAAGUUCUCCACACACGCUGAGGCUCAGUCUGCAAUCAGCGCCCUGCAUGGCAGCCAGACCAUGCCGACCGGCUCCGAUUCUCUCCCCCCCCAGGGCGCCUCCUCCAGCCUGGUGGUGAAGUUUGCCGACACCGAUAAGGAGCGCACCAUCCGCCGCAUGCAGCAGAUGGUGGGGCAGUUCGGCAUCUUCAACCCCGCCAUCGCCCUGCCCUUCAGCUCCUACAGCACCUACGCCCACGCCCUGAUGCAACAGCAAGCCGCCAUCAUGGCCGCUACCCACGGGGGCUACCUGACGCCUAGCGUGGCCUUCCCCACCGCACAGAUCCACCAGAUGGGGGCUCUCAACAUCAACGGCCUGCCCCCCACCCCCAUUACCCCGGUGUCGGGGGACUUGCACCAGGCCUUGGGUCUCAGCUCUCCGCCCGCCAACAUCGCCACCUCGGGCGUGCCCAGCAUCGUCACCCCCAUCGUCAACGGCUUCACCGGCAUCCCGCACCAGCCCAACGGGCACCCCGCCGUGGAGGCCGUCUACACCAACGGCCUGCCCCCCUACUCCGCCCAGAGCCCCACGGCUGCAGACACCCUCCAGCAGGCCUUCACGGGCGUACAGCAAUACACAGCGAUCUACCCAGCGACCACGCUGACCCCUAUCGGUCAGACACUGCCACAGCCACCACAAGUCAUCCAGCAGCAACAGCAGAGGGAAGGACCGGAGGGCUGCAAUCUCUUCAUCUACCACCUGCCGCAGGAGUUCGGCGACAACGAGCUCAUGCAGAUGUUCCUUCCGUUCGGGACGGUCAUCUCCUCCAAGGUCUUCAUGGACCGAGCCACCAAUCAGAGCAAGUGCUUCGGUUUCGUGAGCUUUGAUAACCCAGCCAGCGCACAGGCUGCCAUCCAGGCCAUGAACGGCUUUCAGAUCGGCAUGAAGCGGUUGAAAGUGCAGUUAAAACGGCCGAAGGACGCCAGCCGCCCGUACUGACAGCCCCGCCCCUCAGCGUUCAGCGCUACAGCACAGGUUUUGAAGAGAAGUGAAGAUAUCCUGAAGGAGUUAAACUUUUUCUUUAAAAACAAACAAAAAAAGUAAAAAAACAAAAAACAAAAAAAAACACAAAACCACGAAAGGGAUUUUUUGAAGACAUAUCAGCAUUUACUUACGAAGACAUAUUGCAGCAACUGAAAGCGCAGGAGGAGGAGUUGGCACGGUAACGAGGGAGGACAUCAACAGCGGCUACGGCAAGCCCAGGUGGACACAAAGCCUAACCUGAAGCCUAACUGAACAGACCUGAAACUUUGAACAACAGAGCUUUUUUCUCGUUGAGACUUGAAUUGUUAACUAAGCAACAAACAAACAAAAAAGCAGCAACAACAAAUAGAUUUCUAUAUACAUAUUAUAUACACAUAUAUAUAUAAAAAGGAAAGAGGCGCUUGUGGCUUUUACUACACUGGACAAAUGAGGGUUAAAACUUGAAGAUCAAGGAAAAAACAGUGGAAAAAAAGAAGCAUUUCUGUCCCACUGAUGGACCAUUUCUCUCUUUCUCUUUCCCUCUUUCUCUUCCUCUUUUCUCACGUUUCUCUCAGCAAGCGCAGAACUUUGACUUUCUGAGGUCACUGAGGUUUCCAUAGCUACAGUACAACUGAAAAUCUCUCACCCCUUAGGGACCAAAGGACCAAACAUUUUUAUUGUUCUCAACAGUAAUGUAUAAUAUUAAGAUGAAUAAUACUAAUACUACAAACUACUACUAAUAAUAUUACAAGUAAGAAUAAGAAGAACUACUAGCUUCAGGGCGUAGGAGGAAAAGGGGAUUUGGUUUCUUUUACCUUUAUGCUACUGGGUUUCAAAAUAUUUAAACAAAAUGCAAAAAAAAGAAAAAAAGAAAAAAAAAUAUUUUAAAAGCUAUAAUAGGAGAAUAUUUUAAAGCUGUUUUAGUGGCGUAGACUAUGUGGAUUAGAGAUUGUUGGGGGCACGUAGGGAUCUGUCGUAAACAGACACACCUCACCCAUGGAAACGAGAUUGAAAAUCCCGAGGCUUUAACUGGGACACUCUGCCGUCUUACGAGCCUGCUUAUAUUUCCUUUUUUCAAAAAUGCUCGAGAUAUGAAUUUCUGGGUUACGGGUUGCAUCGCGGAAUCCUUGGAUGAGCCUCUCCCUAUUCAAAGCGCUCGCGUUUCAGAAGCGAAGGGCACUGUGGUACAAAAUUCUCUUUAUUCAUAUCUCUUAGCAGUUUUAAGCUACGCUGUGAAAUGUUCAGUGUUGAAUCAGCUCUUAGAGUGGAUGUGUCCCUGUUGGACUCGUAUGCACUCUGUUAGAGUGAAUUAACGCUCGAUGUUCUACUGUGUGCCGGGGCACGUUCAAUCGGGAAAAAAAACAUUUUGCUACGUCUUGCUACGGUACGAUAUGUUUCCUCCCAAUGGUGUGCAAUCUUCUGCAAUAGGCGCUGAAGUAUGUUUGCUCCCGUUUGGUCGGUGUGUCGAGGGUGUACCCCGAAUCAAUAAUGAUGUAGGCCGACGCUUAAAAAAAAAAUACACCGUACAGACAUUUUUUUAAACGCCUUCUCCAGACGUCAUAGGAGCAAACUGUACGUCAGUCAGUCCACCCACGGUUUGCAACUGGCACGAACACACGCCACCGUUUCUGUUUAAAUAACCGUUUUGCUACGUUUUUUCGGGGCUGAAUGUGGCGCGGGUGAAAUAGAGUGGCGCAUUGGUUCGCAUAGCAUGUAGCUACGUAUGCGGCGUGUUAAGGCUCACAGUACCGCUAGGACACAUUCCAAACGAUCUCGACAGCAGGGUGCUCGGGUGGACUGCGUUAACUCGAGCUGAACGGGCAGAAAUAAAUAGCAUUAGCGGCGCGUGCAUUAGGACGCUUUUUAAAACCUCCCCGUUAACCUUGCUCCACAUCUGAAUAUACUAAUGAGCCACCUGCCUCUCUGUACCCACUGGCAGCUCGCGGUGGAUUAAUGUAAAACGGGGGAGGCACUGUGUGCUGCCGGUAUUGAUCGCGGGAUCAUACAAACACAGAGCGGGCGAGAACGAGUCCUUUGGGCUUUCUCCGCAUACAAUUCACAAACCCCUGUGCCAAACUGGGAGCGCACAGAAAACUCUCCCUAACUUGAACACUGCUAGCGUAUCCUAAGGCAAGCUGGCAGAACCGUAAAGGUGUUUUGCUCCCCAAGUUUCAAUCGCGGGCGCUCGGUUGUGAGAGCGACCGCGCUUGAACGGUACUUCUGACGAAAUGUUUUCAAAUAGGGACGCAUAUUAAAGGGUAGCGGUUUCUGUAUGCCUUGGUUGAAAAGAAGACGGGAGAGUUAUAAAAAAGCACCGUUAAUUAUCUCCCCCCCCCCCCCUUUCGUUACGUGAUGGUCUCCUCUGCCAAAAAAUUAGGACACAACACACUGCCAACCCUUUCAGGAAGAUAUAUUUUCUCUUUGUGAGAUAGAGACCGUAUCCAGCACAGUAACUAUAAUAGCGGCAGCCUCACUAAAGUGCUGAUAAUGCAGGUACUUUGAUAGCACAGUGGCCACAAAGUGCCACACCUGUAACGUGGUCUUACCCAGGGGCAUUGCCAGACCCAUGUUUACUGGAGCACGUGCCCAAGACAUCUUUUUCUGUGCCCCAGUAUAAUGAUACUGAAACAUAAUAUGUUUUUGCAAUAUGUCUAAAAACAUGUCAAGAGUAAGUGUGGUGGUGAUUAUAUUUUAUAGUAGAUGAGUAGAUUAGUCCCUCCCAAAUAGUGACCACUAUCACCUAAUAAUGACGGUGUCACUGUCAUACCUGGCACAGAUUUAAACUGGGGUUUCAAGGGAUGAGAGUACUGGAGGUCUGUACCACCACUUUCAUAACCGGUUAAUACAAUACACAAAUUACCCAGACACAAGUUAGAGAAGUGCCCAGUGAAUGUCACAGACCUGUCGGGUUCAGCGUGUCCCUGGAAAUCAGCCCCUCUCCUCCAUACACACACACACACACACACACACAUUACUCCAGAUAGGGACCAUCGCUUUACAGGGACUUGAGGGAUAAUUAGGAUAAUGCUAAUAUUGAUCAGACAGCGAUCUGCUCCGCGAGGCUAGAGAUGAGGAAUCAAUUACGCAUUGGCGUUCACAGCAAAUUGACUGACUGACAGAGUUCAUUUUUCACACGCGGUCUGAGGAGCGUGGCAGGC
Messenger RNA from Conger conger (European conger), 4793 nucleotides. It is a transcript of the gene celf5a, whose product is annotated as cugbp, Elav-like family member 5a. Gene Ontology annotation, cellular component: ribonucleoprotein complex; nucleus; cytoplasm. The record is from RefSeq and is a predicted model, not a curated record. Gene Ontology annotation, molecular function: mRNA binding. Gene Ontology annotation, biological process: mRNA splice site recognition; regulation of alternative mRNA splicing, via spliceosome. NCBI's taxonomy places the organism in Eukaryota, Metazoa, Chordata, Actinopteri, Anguilliformes, Congridae. The transcript is spliced from 12 exons. The coding region runs from base 1 to 1611 and encodes 536 amino acids.